AUGUUCUGGAAAACAGUGAAAGACCUGGAGAAUAAACCCUCCUCCUCACAGCUGCCCAUGUCUCUUAAUGUUGAUGAUCUGGUUGUUACUGACAAGGAACGUAUGGAUGAGCUCUUUAAUCACCACUUCAUUAAGUCAGGAUUCAUAUUUGACUCAGCCAUGCCUCCUUGCCCAUCCAACACUUUCUCAUCUCCCACCCCUUCUAAUGUGACUAGCCCUGAUGCUCCUCCCUCUUUCCCCCCUGCCCCACUACACAGCUUCUCCCUGCAGGCUGUCACUGAGUCUGAGGUGCUGAAGGAGCUCCUUAAACUUGAUGGUUUAGAUACUUUCUUCUUUAAGGUUGCAGCCUCUAUCAUCGCUGAGCCUCUCUCUCCUCUCUGGGGAGGUUCCCAGUGCUUGGAAGGCAGCCACGGUGCGUCCUUUAUUUAAAGGGGAGAUCAACCUGAUCCUAACUGUUAUAGGCUGAUUUCUAUCUUGUCCUGUUUAUCAAAAUUGUUGGAAAAUCAUGUCAAUAAUCAACUGACUGGCUUUCUUGAUCUAUAGUCUAUAGUAUUCUCUCUGGUAUGCAAUCUGGUUUCCGCUCAGGUUCUGGAUGUGUCACUGCAACCUUAAAGGUCCUAAAUGAUGUCACCACUGCCCUUGAUUCUAAGCAAUGUUGUGCUGCUAUUUUUAUUGACUUGGCCAAAGCUUUUGAUACAGUAGACCAUUCCAUUCUUGUGGGUCUAAGGAGCAUUGGUGUCUCUGAGGGGUAUUUGGCCUGGUUUGCUAACUACCUCUCUCAAAGAGUGCAAUGUGUAAUGUCAGAACAUCUCCUGUCUCAGCCACUGCCUGUCACCAAGAGAGUACAUCAACAACAUAGCUCAGGCAGCAGGAAGCUCUUCUCAUCCAUUGAUAUGCAGAUGAUACAGUCUUAUACUCAGCUGGCCCAUUCCCAGAUGUUGUGUUAAACACUCAACAACAAAGCUUUCUCAGUGUCCAAUAAGUUUUCUCUGCCCUAUACCUUGCUCUGAGCACCUCCUAAACAUAGACGACCCCCCCCCCCCCCUCCCCUCCCAUAGUAAUCGCUCCUCUUUCAACCCCAGCUGCCAAACUAACCCUGAUUCAGAUGACCAUCCUACCCAUGCUAGAUUAUGGAGAUGUAAUUUAUAGAUCGGCAGGUAAGGAUGCUCUUGAGCGGCUAGAUGUUCUUUACCAUUCGGCCAUCAGAUUUGCCACCAAUUAUCCUUAUAGGACACAUCACUGCACUCUAUAUCAAAUCAAAUGUAUUUAGAAAGCCCUUUUUACAUCAGCAGAUGUCACAAAGUGCUUAUACAGCGACCCAGCCUAAAACCCAAAACAGCAAGCAAUGCAAUGUAGAAGCACUCUAUACUCCUCUGUAAACUGGCAAUCUCUGUAUACCCGGCUCAAGACCCACUGGUUGAUGCUUAUUUAUAAAACCCUCUUAGGCCUCACUCCCCCCUAUCUGAGAUACCUACUGCAACUCUCAUCCUCCACAUACAACACCCGUUCUGCCAGUCACAUUCUGUUAAAGGUUCCCAAAGCACAUACAUCCCUGGGUCGCUCCUCUUUUCAGUGCGCUGCAGGUAGCGACUGGAACGAGCUGCAAAAAACACUCAAACUGGACAGUUUUAUCUCCAUCUCUACAUUCAAAGACUCAAUCAUGGACACUAUUACUGACACUUGUGGCUGCUUUGAGUGAUGUACUGUUAUCUUUACCCUUUUGCCCUUCGUGCUGUUGUCUGUGCCUAACAAUGUUUGUACCAUGUUUGUGCUGCUAACAUGUUGUGCUGCUGCCAUGUUGUGUUGCUACUGUGUUGUUGUCAUGUUGUGUUGUUGUCUUAGGUCUCUCUUUAUGUAGUGUAGUGGUGUCUAUGUUGUCGUGAUGUGUGUUUUGUCCUAUAUUUUUAUUUUAUUUUUGUGUGUGUUUUUUUCAGCCCCCGUCCCCUCAGGAGGCUGUUUCCCUCUUGGUAGGCCGUCACUGUAAAUACGAAUUUGUUAUUUAUUAACUUGCCUAGUUAAAUAAAGGUGAAAUAAAUAAAAUUAGGUUUGGAUUUAGGAAGUCCAUUGUGAACAUUUUGUGUAUUGAUGGGCUCAUAGCAGUAUUCUCUUACAUUUGAAUAGCCUAAGGGACCCUCUGUCACGCCCUGGCUCUGGGGACACUGUUAUGUUGAGCCAGGGUGUGUAAUUCUAUGUUUGGAUUUCUAUGUUGGCCUGAGUGACUCCCAAUCAGAGGCAACGAGUGUCAGCUGGUUGUCUCUGAUUGGGAGCCAUAUUUAGCUGUCUGUCUUUCACUUUGUGUUUGUGGUUUCUUGUUCCGUGUUGGUUCGUGUUGUAACCAGGGACGUCACGUUUUCGUUUUGUUCGUGUGUUCAUUCAUUUAAUAAAAUGUUCGCAUUCAACGCUGCGCCUUGGUCCUCCUCUGUAGAUGAUGAUCGUGACACCCUCCCCUUGUACUUGAAAAAAAAUGACAAUACCCUCCCCCUUCAUUGAAUUAACUAAAAACAAUGAUUACGACCACAGUGACAAAUUAGGCCUACCUCAUUAUUACAAUCAGGGGGUGAAAAAAAAUCUGCUUUAUAAUAGAGCAUUGCAUGUACCUAUCGUUGUAUUUGCGGGUCCCAGAAAAAUUGGUUUUAUAAACACAUUUAAUGCAAUUCUAGUCAUUUAACAUGACUGAAGACCUAAGCAGAAUUUAUUUUCUAAUACCAACGUUUUUCUGAGCUAACAGUCAGCGGGCCAGAACUGUGACGAGGUGAAAUUAAGCAGUCAGGCGCAGGAGGUAAAAUACCGAAGUCCAGAGUUUAAUGUGUUCACAUAUAUCAAACGCCCCAAGCGUCAAAAGGAACAAGCUCAAAGGAAAACAUCCACCUUGGUAUAAAUACAAUGUUGAGUAGCUCAACCGAGCUAACAUGCUCUCACAAUAAACAAUCACUCACAAGGGGAACAGAGGGAACACUUAUACACAUACUAAUUAGGGGAAUGAGCACCAGGUGUGUGUGAUUGACAAGACAUGACAAGUGGAGUGAUGAGAAUGAGAUCGGCAGUAGCUAGUACUCCGGUGACGACGAAUGCCGAAGCCUGCCCGAACAAGGAGGAGGGGCAGCCUCGGUGGACAUCGUGACAAGAACAUAAUAUCAUAGCAGCCCAAUUCAUACACAUACGGUUAGUACAUAAUCAAUUCAAUUAAAAAUAACAUAAUAAUUUAGAUAAAAUCACAAAUGUUCACAGAACGGGACCACCGAGUGCUGAAGCGCGUAAAAAAUAGUUUGUCCUGCAACACUCACUACCGAGUUCCAAACUGCCUCUGGAAGCAACGUCAGCACAAGAUCUGUUCGCCGGGAGCUUCAUGAAAUGGGUUUCCAUGGCCGAGCAGCUGCACACAAGCCUAAGAUCACCAUGCGCAAUGCCAAGCGUAGGCUGGAGUGGUGUAUUGCUUACCGCCAUUGGACUCUGGAGCAGUGGAAACCCAUUCUCUGGAGUGAUGAAUCACACUUCACCAUCUGUCAGUUCAACGGACUAAUCUGGGUUUGGCGGAUGCCAGGAGAACGCUACCUGACUCAAUGCAUAGUGCCAACUAUAAAGUUUGGUGGAGGAGGAAUAAUGGUAUGGGGCUGAUUUUCAUGGUUCGGACUAGGCCCCUUAGUUCCAGUGAAGGGAAGUCUUAAUGCUACAGCUUACAAUGACAUUCUAGAUUAUUCUGUGCUUCCAACUUUGUGGCAACAGUUUGGAGAAGGCCCCUUCUUGUUUCACCAUGACAAUGCCCCCAUGCACAAAGGUCCAUACAGAAAUGGUUUGUCGAGAUUGGUGUGGAAGAACUUGACUGACCUGCACAGUGCCCUGACCUCAACCCCAUCGACCACCUUUGGGAUGAAUUGGAAAGCCGACUGCGAGCCAGGCCUAAUCACCCAACAUCAGUGCCCAACCUCACUAAUGCUCUUGUGGCUGAAUUGAAGCAGGUCCCCGCAGCAAUAUUCCAACAUCGAGUGAAAAGCCUUCCCAGAAGAGUGGAGGCUGUUAUAGCACUAAAUGGGGGACCAACUCCAUAUUAAUGCCCAUGAUUUUGGAAUGAGAUGUUUGACGAGCAGGUGUCCACAUACUUUUGUUCAUGUCGUGUAUUUAAUGAGUGGUGACACUAUUAGAGGAAUUGGACGACAAAUCUAUGGAUAGCCCAUAAUUUCGUCUGUCAAACAGGUAGGCCUACAUUUUAUUUCUUAAAUAGGAAGAAAUAGCCUCCAAUACAAAGCCCUCUAGUUGUUAGUUAAUUUGAGUUAAAAUGAAGACUGUUUAAAUGAAUUACUCGAAUUAGCCUAAUUUCAGCACCAUGUGCUUCCACCUCCCGAUUGAUGAUUGAGUGUGAUGAAUAUGAGCCCUGAGCCGAUGGCGGCAACACAUUUGGGGACUGUGGCACAGGCUGGUGUAUGAGGAAAGUACCAAAACCCCUUGAUAGGGGAGGCGCAUGCAAGCAGAUGGGGAAAGUUGGCUAGGAUAGAAUAAAUUAUGUAUGAAAACCUGCAAAAUGGUGAAUCAGGGGAAAAAAUGCACUACCCUACCAGGGAAAGAAUGCAGUACUCUACCCUGUGUCCAAUAAAAAUCCACACAACCCUCCCCAAAGCAAAAAAAAAAAAGGUUACACCCCCCUCACCUAUUUUGGACCUCCCCUCCACCCCCAGUAAUUUUCAAACUGUCCUAAGUAAUUCCAAAAAGAGAGUUUACAAGUUUUAUGCUUAUAUAUUCAUUGUAGAGAUAACAAAUGCAAAACAACACAAAACAAACCAGUAACGCAAACCUUGAGCAUAAGCUAACCCUCCAGUUGCAUUAUUUUAAACUCCCAACUUCAAUGUUUGCAGUUUUUUUGUUGUUGUUGCAUUCAUCUAUUAUAGUUAGAAUAGCGGGAUGUUUUAUUGCAAGAUAUACACUCAAGGGUAUGGACACAGACACUGGCGAGAGUCACGGCUCAUUUAAUCUCCCCGCUACUGCUAGAGUACAAUACAGUACAGCAGCAUCUCCCAAGAAAUGCCCUAGCAGGGAGUGCAGAGCCCAUUAGGGAUUUUUGCCUAUAAAAGCAUAAUCAAAUUUCCCAGCACCCUGACGAUUAGGCUGAAUCAAUGGAGCAAGAGACCCAUUUGACAUGACCAUGUCUGUAUUUGUCCAGAGAGAGGCUGCCUUAAGAAAUCAAUGAGAAGAAUGAGCUAUGCUUUUGAAACAUGAGUCACCGAGUUUCUAAACCCAGAGGUGCAACAUCUCAAGACUUCCGGGAACGCUUGCGAAACAGACCAAACAGACCAGGCCGGGGUUUGGGAAGUCAAUGAGAGAAGUGAACAAUUCUUCCUUAGUUGUUCAUUUGAAAAACUCUAAAGGCACAACCUAGAUUCAAGCCAUGGUGUUAACUAGUUGAACUUGUUAUUACUCCAACCUCGUGAAUGUGACAAACUGACACAUUUACAUUUUCGUCAAAAACUACUUUAUAUCGAAGGAGUGCCUUUGAUUUGACGGCCUGCACAAGCGCAGUUCGGCGCGAGAUGACCGUUAGACCCGAUGAUAUGUUUCUACGCAUGAGAUUAGAUAGCCAACAUUGCCAUGACAUCGCCUACAAGUGUGAUCUGGGAUUUCUAUUGGAAAAGCAGUUUUAGCCUAUCUUCAUACUAUACUGUCCUUGCCUGAGUCUUCUACAUUCCAUCUGGGGUUGGGGGGAUGAGCCAUGAAAUACUUUUAUGAUUGUUGAGUGGGAGAAAUGCUUUAGCCUGAAGUAAUGAUUUGUUUGUUUGUUUUCACUGGGUCUAUUUCUUGCCAAGGAGGAAGUGCGUUGAAACUGUAACUGACAAUACUUGUAAACUCUGGGAGGAAGAAGGUAACUGUGGCUCCCCUCUCCUUCACUUCCCAGAAGCAAUGUUUAGGGACUAUCCCUCUCCUUCUCUUUCUCUGAUUAAUGUUAUGGCCUCAUUGCCCUCUCCUUCUUGCGACACCUGGUGUUGUAGGUGUCCUGGAGGUUAGGCAGUGUGCACCCAAUGGUGUGUUCGGCUGAGCGUAUAUUAGGACGAGCAAUGUCUGAGUGGCAUUGACUAGAAUACAGCAGAAUACAGUAUAUACAUAUGAAAUGAGUAAAAUAGUAUGUAAACAUUAUUAAAGUGACCAGUGUUCCAUUAUUAAAGUGACCAGUGAUUCCAUAUCUAUGUACAUAGGGCAGCAGGGUUGAGUAACCGGGUGGUAGCUGGCUAGUGACAGUGACUAAGUUCAGGGCAGGGUAACUGGUGGAGGCCGGCCAGUGAUGGCUAUUUAACAGUCUGAUGGCCUUGAGAUAGAAUCUGUUUCUCUCGGUCCCAGCUUUGAUGCACCUGUACUGACCUCGCCUUCUGGAUGAUAGCGGGGUGAACAGGCCGUGGCUCGGGUGGUUUAUGUUUUUGAUGAUCUUUUUGGCCUUCCUGUGACACCGGGUGCUGUAGGUGUCCUGGAGUGGAGGCAGUGUGCGCCCCCUGGAGAGCCCUGUGGUUGUGGGUUGUGCAGUUGCCGUACCAGGCGGUGAUACAGCCCGACAGGAUGCUCUCAAUGGUGAAUCUGUAAAAGUUUGUGAGGGUCUUAGGAGCCAAGCCGAAUUUCUUCAGCCUCCUGUUGCUCCUUCUUCACCACACUGUCUGUGUGGGUGGACCAUUUCAGCCAAUUUCUCCACGGCGGCCCUGUUGAUAAUUAUUGGUCAUUUGCCUGCAGGAAAGGGCUACAGAGUCGCUGUCGUGCCUUCUUCACCACAGUGUCCAUGUGGUUUGACAAUUUCAGCCAAUUUCUCCACGACGGCCCCGUUGAUGAUUAUACAUUCACAUCCAAAAGCAUUGCCACCAUUGAUAAAUAUGAGCAAAAAAUACUGUAUAAAAUAAAUAAUACAAAUACUGAGCUAAAUUGUAUGCUCCAAAAUAUUAGAAAAUCACAUUAUUUUAUACUAAUACAAUUGCUCAGAGAUAAAUAUUUGUAAUAAAAAAAAUCUCAAACAUAUGUGUCAGGAUUAUUGCCACCCCUGUUUUCAAUACUUUGUGCACCCUCCCCUUGCAAAUAUAACGGCACUUAGACUUUCUCUAUAAUGUUUUAUGAGAUUGAAGAACACAUUGAGAGGGAGAGACCAUUCCUCCAUACAAAAUAUUUUCAGAUCCUUGAUAUCUUUCGGUCUGUGCUUAUGCCCUCUUUAAUUCAAGCCACAGGUUUUCAAUGGGGUCAAAGUCCGGAGACUGAGAUGGCCAUUGCAAAAUAUUGAUUUUGUGGUCAAUUAAUCAUUUCUUUGUGGAUUUUGAUGUAUGUUUGGGGUCAUUGUCUUGCUGGAAGAUCCACUUACAGCCAAGUUUCAGCCUCCUGGCAGAGGCAACCAAGUUGUUGGCUAAAAUGUCCUGGUACUUGGUAGAGUUCAUGAUGCCAUUGACCUUAACAAGGGCCCCAGGACCAGUGGAAGCAAACCAGCCCCAUAACAUCAAAGAUCCACCACCAUAUCUUACAGUAGGUAUGAGGUUCUUUUCUGCAAAUGCGUCCUUCUUUUGAGGCCAAACCUACCAGUGCGUGGCCAAAGAGCUCUAUUUUCGUCACAUCUGACCAAAGCACCCGGUUCCAAUCCAAUGUCAAUGCUGUUGAUCAAACUCCAGGCAUUUACAUUUGUUGGUUGCUCUCAAUAAAUGCUUGUUUUAUGGCCUAGAACAAACAUAUCAAUGGUAAAAGAAUAAGAACACAACACAGGAUGUUUAAGGAAAUAUACUGAACAUUUUAAAUAAAUGUGUAAAAAACUAGCUUACUAACAUUUACAAUUGUGGGAGUAGUGAUUAAGAAAUAGCGAGAAAACUGUUUGUAAAUGCUUUGUUAUAAAUGAUUUAUUACGGACCGUUAAAAUAAAGUGUUACUCCAGCAUUUUACAUUGGUGUUAAUGGCCAGCAUUUUACAUGGGUGUGCAUGGCCAGCAUAUAAACAUGGGUGUGCAUGGCCAGAUACUGUGACUGAAUAACUGAUGUUGUCGAGCAAUUGACAGGAUGUUACCAGCUCCGAGCCAGUUCCCUGGACAUUAUAUUCUCCGACAUGUUACGUCUGCCAGUCCCUCCAGGAUUCCUUUUUUUGUUGUUGUGAUAGUUGUGUGCCAAAAUUCAGACAUUUUGCUAGGCAAUUUGCAAUGAUUUUGUCAAAUUUGUCACAAAAAUGCGCUGAGUGGGGGAAGGUUGUUGAUUUAACCAUUUUGUGCGGUAAAAGUGUGGUGAUUGGUUCAAAUUGCAAGCCCUCUUUUUGUGGUGCGGUGAUCGGACAGUUUUACACAGGAAUAUUGUGAUGAUUUCGCUGUUUUAUGCGGUAAUAGUGAGGUGAUUGGUCAAAUUUGCAAGUCCUCGUAUAAUAGGUGUAUAUGUCUUUAGGGAGUAUAAGACCCCCCUGUGGACAGGUGAGAUGGUCUCAUCCAUUACUGUUUUAUAAGGCUACCUGUCUCUCGCCUCAGAGACUCCAUCUUCUGAAUGUAAGAAAGCGCUUGCAGCCGCUUGAGCAACAUAGGUAUCUGAGGCUCUCGCUGUUACACAAGGCUUUCAAUCUUCUCUCUUUCACUCUUUUUUCACUCUUCCUCUGUGUUCUGGUUAUUUAUUUCAAUUCAAUUUCAAUUUAAGGGCUUUAUUGGCAUGGGAAACGUGUGUUAACAUUGCCAAAGCAAGUGAAGUAGAUAGUAAACAAAAGUGAAAUAAACAAUAAAUAUUAACAGUAAACAUUACACUCAGAAGUUUCAAAAGAAUAAAGACAUUUCAAAUGUCAUAUUAUGUAUAUAUACAGUGUUGUAACAAUGUGCAAAUAGUUAAAGUACAAAUGGGAAAAUAAAUAAACAUAAAUAUGGGUUGUAUUUACAAUGGUGUUUGUUCUUCACUGGUUGCCCUUUUCUUGUGGCAACAGGUCACAAAUCUUGCAGCUGUGAUGGCACACUGUGGUUUUUAUUUAUUUCUCUCUCAUCUCCAUGGCUCAGAUAUGGGAUGGAGCGUCUGUUUGCUGCAGCAGGACAGACGGCUUAAAGAGAUAAAGCCAAUUACAGCUGGCUGUCUGGUAGACUAGAACAUCAACCACAAAUAGACAACACUUGACAUCUCCUCGGGAAUGAACAUAGGAACACGGAAGCCCUCUUUUUCUUUUAGUGGAAAUUACCUUAUAAAGAACAAUCAAACACUUUUCUUUUCAUUGUAUUGAUAUUAAGUGUAUGGUGUUCAAGAAAGACGCAUGUUGAUAGCAUUAUCCCUCCAAAUCAAUUCAGUUUUAUCAAAUCUACUAGGUUUUCACAGCUGACAUUUCCAGGUUUUCACGGAUGUCAAACUAUGAUUAUGCUGACUCAUCUGUAAUUACCAUGCGUGUUUAACACUUCCUCUGUGUUUCUAUAGGAUGAUCCCGGCCUCCAGCAAAGCCUUCCUGGUGACCAACCUGGUGUCGGGGACCAAGUACGACCUGUGUGUCUUGGCCGCCUGGGACGACACCGCCACCACCCUGACUGCCACCAACGUGGUGGGCUGUGCCCAGUUCUUCACCCGCGACGACUACACCCAGUGCCAGUCUCUCCACAGCCAGUUCCUGGGGGGCACCAUGAUCCUGGUGGUGGGUGGCAUCAUCGUGGCAACGCUACUCGUCUUCAUCGUUAUCCUGAUGUUGCGCUACAAGGCCACCGACAAUGAGGGGGGUGGCACGGGGGGGAUCGGCAAGCUGACCAGCGUUAGUGACACUCACUCACAGACCAAUGGGGGCCGGCUGGGACAGAACGGCGUGCCCCUGCCCUUGUCCAAACCCAAGGCCAAAGUGACCCUCCAGGACGAGGUGGUGGAGUUUAAAUGUGGAUCCCUCCAGAGCAGCCUCACCUCCUCCUCUUCCUCGUCAGGGGGCUCGAUGGCCGGGGGUGACUCUCACAGCCCCAACAGCACCCUGGCCAACAUGUGGAGGCAGGCGGCCCCCUCCAAGCCCCGGGCCAACCUGGACCACCUGCUGGGGGCCUUCAACUCCCUAGAGCUCCGGGGGGGCCAGGGCAGGGAUAGGGGAGACCUGGGGGAGCCAUCCUCCAGCAGUAGCACUCUGGUGGCGGGCGGCGAUAGGCCCCCCACGGACAGGGAGCCCCUGCUGGGCCGGACAAUGGACUCGCGGCUCAGCCGGGUGCUCAUGCUGCCUCUGGACUCCAAGCCAAAAAGGAGCCAGUCGUUUGACAUGGGGCACUGUAUGGAUACAAACCGACAAACAGAGAAAGCGACGGCCUCCAGCGCCUCCACGGCCACCACGCCGGUGUGCAGCUACCCCCGGCGCAUCAGCAGCAUCUGGACUAAGAGGAGCCUGUCUGUGAACGGCAUGCUGCUGCAGUGUGACGAGGAGGGUGAUAUGGGGGGGAGCAAGGGGACCUUGGAGAGCCAAGAGUGGGUCAUGGAGAGUACUGUCUAG
Messenger RNA from Coregonus sp. 'balchen', 10398 nucleotides. Lineage: Eukaryota; Metazoa; Chordata; Actinopteri; Salmoniformes; Salmonidae. The record is from the annotation of a GenBank genome assembly.